Messenger RNA from Patella vulgata (common limpet), 1036 nucleotides. RefSeq lists its product as uncharacterized. Gene Ontology annotation, cellular component: extracellular region. Gene Ontology annotation, molecular function: hydrolase activity. NCBI's taxonomy places the organism in Eukaryota, Metazoa, Mollusca, Gastropoda, Patellidae. The record is from RefSeq and is a predicted model, not a curated record. The coding region runs from base 1 to 993 and encodes 330 amino acids. The transcript is spliced from 10 exons.
AUGUGGCAAGUUGGAUUUGUUUUGUUUAAUAUUUUAUCUGCGAGAAUAUAUGCCGCUAGUUUGGGUUCCUAUAAUGUUGAUUCUAACCAAGUGUCCGUGUCUGGAAUAUCAUCGGGUGCUGCCAUGGCAACACAGGUGCACGUGGCGUUAUCUAGUAGAAUAAUGGGUGUUGGUUUAGUAGCGGGACUACCAUAUAUGUGUGCGGAGGGUUUGGCUGUAACAGCUUUAACCUGUAUGAAUACCCCUGGUCUAGUGAGUGUCUCUGUAUUGGAGGGUAUCACAGCAUCAGCUGAUCUGGUGGGUAACAUAGAUUCUACCAGUAAUAUAGCCACCAGUAAAGUUUAUAUAUUCGCUGGUACUAAAGACACAGUGGUGAAACCAGGUAAUGGUCCAAAAAUUGAGCAAUAUUACAAACACUACAUUUCUGAUAAUAGCAAUAUCAAAACUGUUUACAACGUACCAGCUGAACACUGUAUGCCGACGUCUAAUUAUGGUGGAAAUUGUGGAACACUUAACAAAGACAAUUACAUCAACAACUGUGGAUAUUCGGCAGCAUUUGAUCUGUUAAAUCAUAUUUAUGGUGGCCAUUUAGUUAAACCGACAGAUCAUACAACGGCUAAUGGACAGUUACUAACGUUUAGUCAAAGUGCGUUUUUCUACUGGUCGUUACCAUCUGUUUCUGGUAUGGAUACAACCGGUUAUGUUUAUAUCCCAACUAAAUGUGCCACUAAACAAACCAAAUGUAAACUUCAUAUCGCAUUCCAUGGCUGUUUACAAGGGCGGAAAGCUAUAGGAGAUGUUUAUGUUAAACACGCUGGUUAUAAUGAAGUCGGUGAACUAAAUGACAUCAUAAUACUCUACCCUCAAGCUAUAUCUACACCACUCAACCAACAAGGCUGUUGGGACUGGUUCGGUUAUACAGGACCACUGUAUGCAACCAAGAAUGGGUUCCAGAUAACAGCUGUUAGAAGAAUGAUUGACCGUGUAUUGUAAUCACUGGACUCAACAGGUCAUAUAAAUCUCUGUUUAAAGUAAA